AUGACCUCAUUACCUGCAUUCACAAGCCCCUACCUGCUACCCGCCCUGGUUGCUACCUGCAUGGCGCCCGCACCCAGCACGAGCUGGCAGGUGCGCGAGUUGAAGAGCUUCAGCAGGUCCGCAAGGCGUUGCACCACCUCCCCUGACAGUGACGGGAGUGCCUCCGCCACUGCCACAUACUCUCUGGUCACGGACAAGAGCGUGCAUGCACUGGUGGGUGGGAAGGAGGGAAUGAGAGGAGACCAUGCGCGCGCUUCUGCACCUGUCGCUGCCUCCCUCCGUUGCGACCCCUCCGCCCCUCCCUCACCUCCCUCCCUCCUCGAUUCCCCCUUCUCAACCCCAUCCGCCUCUACCCUCUCACCCUCCCCUCUUCCUGCUGCUACUCCCUGCCCCGUGGCACCUACUCCGCCCCCACCACCCUCCAUUCCACCCUCACCGCCGUCCCUUCUCCCUCUCUCUCCUGCCCCACUGCCUUCCCCUCUUGUGGCAUCCCCCUGCCCUUGCCCGUCACUCCUAUCACCCUCUGCUGCCUGGGAGAGCGGAGAGGGGAGAGGGAAGGUCGUGUUGUUGCCCGUCUACUUUUACCUCUCGCCCAUCAUACCUGCUUCUCACCUGGCCCCUCACCCAUCUUACCUCCCUCCACCGCUGCACCUCACCUCCCUCCACUGCUGCACCUCACCUCCCUCCACUGCUGCACCUCACCUCCCUCCACUGCUGCACCUCACCUCCCUCCACUGCUGCACCUCACCUCCCUCCACUGCUGCACCUCACCUCCCUCCACUGCUGCACCUCACCUCCCUCCACUGCUGCACCUCACCUCCCUCCACUGCUGCACCUCACCUCCCUCCACUGCUGCACCUCACCUCCCUCCACCGCUGCACCUCACCUCCCUCCACUGCUGCACCUCACCUCCCUCCACUGCUGCACCUCACCUCCCUCCACUGCUGCACCUCACCUCCCUCCACUGCUGCACCUCACCUCCCUCCACUGCUGCACCUCACCUCCCUCCACUGCUGCACCUCACCUCCCUCCACUGCUGCACCUCACCUCCCUCCACUGCUGCACCUCACCUCCCUCCACUGCUGCACCUCACCUCCCUCCACUGCUGCACCUCACCUCCCUCCACUGCUGCACCUCACCUCCCUCCACCGCUGCACCUCACCUCCCUCCACUGCUGCACCUCACCUCCCUCCACUGCUGCACCUCACCUCCCUCCACUGCUGCACCUUACCUCCCUCCACUGCUGCACCUCACCUCCCUCCACUGCUGCACCUCACCUCCCUCCACUGCUGCACCUCACCUCCCUCCACUGCUGCACCUCACCUCCCUCCACUGCUGCACCUCACCUCCCUCCACUGCUGCACCUCACCUCCCUCCACUGCUGCACCUCACCUCCCUCCACUGCUGCCUCUCACCUCCCGCGAGUGA
This is a messenger RNA of Closterium sp. Naga37s-1, 1428 nucleotides long. The record is from the annotation of a GenBank genome assembly. Lineage: Eukaryota; Viridiplantae; Streptophyta; Zygnematophyceae; Desmidiales; Closteriaceae.